AUUUGAAACUAAUGUUUGAUCCUGAUAUGUCUUAUAUGGCAUCUCAAUUAUUGGCAACUUGCUUAUGCAGAGAUCUAAAGCUCCUUAUGGUAUUAUAUGACAUCCAUUUCUUGAGAGCAGCUGGGAGGAGUUUAUGAGGGGCAGACCUAUCAUUAAAUAUUACUGAUCUCUAUAUAAAGAUCAGUGUCUUGUAGGAUUAAUAAGAGGGCAUCUGGAUCUACACAAAACAGAGACCUGCAGUAAAAUGAGAAGCUGAUGAGAUGGAUGAUCAAGAUAUUGCAGCGGCAGAGGAAAACAACGACAGCACAGGAGGAGAGUCUGAAAACACGUCUGAAACACCUCCCAUCAAUGAGAGAAUGGCUCCUGAUCUCACACUUGUACUAAUUGGUGAUCCAGCCUCCAUUGAGAUCGGACCAAAGAACAUUUUCCUUGACCAUGAAGUGCACACAAAUGUGGAACAGUUUUCCUCCAAUCUGUAUAAUCUGUGUGGUCGACACGUCUGUGUCAUUAACAUGCUCGGUCUACAAACAAAGGAAAUCCCUUUAAAUCAGGGAGUUCAUGCCUUUGUCUUACUAUUACCCAACACUCUGCAUAACAACCAGUACAGCUCAGGAGUGCAGUGGCUAGAGAAAGCUUUUGGGCGAGGAGCACUUUCUUAUUUAAUCACAGUGGUGACUCAUGAACCAGGUGAAACAUGUGAAAGUGCAUUAAAGGAGCUGAAAACUAACACAGAGUUUAAUGAAAAAAGGUUCCACACAUGUAACAGAAAUAUGAUGGAUGAAAAAGAGGUAGCAGAUUUGUUAGAAAAAAUAAACAUCAUGGUCUCUGAAAAUGAUCCACAAAGCUACACUGGACUGGUGUGUGCUGAAAACAGAGAACAGGAAGGACACCUGGAGGACAAAUCCCACAAAGAAGAAAGGAAAGACUCUGAGUUAAAGACAAAUAAAACAGAAGAAGAAGAUGAGGAGGAGGAUACAAAUGAAAUCAAGAAUGAAGAAGGCACUGAUGUCAAACAAUCAGAGAGUACUGAUGACAGCACAGCAUUAAGAGAAGAACCUGAAAUCAAGUCUCCAGUGCUGUCCCCAAACAAACAGAAAGGAACCUCUGAUGUGGACUUGAACGUAAAUAAGAAAAACAUCAGUGGAAACAAGGACAAGUCAAGGAAUGACUCUGAAGUUAACAAGAAGGAGUCAUGUGAAAAAGAAACUGAAAAACUGUUUGACAGACUUCACAUUCAAGAAAAUCUUCAAAGGAAGUUUCUACCAGAAGAUUUUCUUCAGAUACGUCCACCUGUGAAACAGCACCAUGUCACAUCUGAGACAGAUCUAACAUAUACUUUUCUUCACAGGCUGAUGAUGUUAGAUUACAGGGCCAGAUAUGUUCGUGUGAAAGCGGACGGUCCUGAGGGGACACAUCCAAAGUCUGUUCGAGUGAUUGAUAUCACUAAGAAAGAUUUCAUUAAUUUGGAUGCUUUAUUAAGCAUGAGUGCAGACACGCGUCAGUCAGAACAGACUCAUUUGCAUCCAAUGGAUGUUCAGAUGGCAGUAUUUCACUGCUCAGACAGCUUCCUUAAACAGAUGAUGAUUACAAAGCUCUCUCAGUGUCAGUAUGCCUUACCAUUGCUUGUUCCUGACCCAGUCACUAUGGAGAUCGAGUGUCCUCUGUGGACUUUCAGACAAAUAACAAAGACCUGGAAGGUAACUGAAAUCAAAGACAGCUCAAACAUUGUCACUAUGAAGAGUGUUCCAGUGUAUAAAGCUCAGACACCCUUGGUGUCAUUUUUACGCCUGGGCUCUCUGUCAGUGUCUAAAUCUCAGCUGAUCAACACUUUGAUCAACGACCGUCACAGCACCUUCUUCCACAGAAACUGUCCAGGAAGCACCAAGUCUUGUUAUCUGAUGGAUGGUGUGGCAGAGAUUGCCUGGUACUGUCCUGCUGGAAAACCCAAUGAUGCCUUCAAUGACUGCAUUGCCUUUUGUAAUCUUCAUGGUGAUGCGCUGUUGACUGAAAGACAGCGCGACAUACUGAUUAAAAGAUCUUUAGUCACAGUUGUUCUUGUUGCAUCUUUGCAAAAAGAUGAAAUUAUAACAGCUCUUUUUGAGUCUCAAAACCAUUUCAUUUUUCUCACUGUUGAUGACGACCGUGAUCUUUUUAAGACAACAACUGGACAAUACAUCAUGGGUCUCAAAGGCAAAAGCCAGUCAGAUAUAUCUGAAGAACUGAAACAAAUUAUUCGAGAGGUUUCGUCAUCUCUAGAUGGUUCAAACUUGAAAUCAUCUUUCCAGCUUGAAACCAUGGCUGAGCUCUCUGAAAUCAGAGUGGAUGAAAGUGACCCAGCCUGUCAAAGAGGGAAAUCUGCUGCUAUGAUCAUAGUGGAUAUUCUUUCAAAGGAUAACAUGAAUGUUUCAAAGCUCAAAGAUGAAUUCCUUCCUUAUCGAGGUGAUCUGUGGCAUCAGUGGAGCAAAAUACAUAAAGAACUGUAUCAUCUCAGAGGAGACAUCGAAAAGGAGAAAUGUAAAAAGGAACAAGAACUGAUGAACAUACGCCAGAAACAAUGUGCUGCUUCAUUCAGUAAACUCGUGGAGUUGUUCAUUGUAAGUCUCUCAUCUUUUUCACCAACAGACAAACAGUAUUUCCUGAAAUGGAUUCAAAUCUUAAUGGAUGAUCUCUCCACAGAUGAUCUUUCCUCAGUUCUCCAAAGCUAUGAUGAAAAGUGGUCUGAGGUCUUGGCUUUGAAGAACAAACACAUGAAAUCAGAUCUGUUAAUAAAAAAACAAACUGAGCUUGAAGAAAUAUCCAAAAAACUGCAGUCUGCAACUUUUGGUUUGGAGCACAUCUUCAGAGAAAUGGGACAGAUCUAUGAAGCUCAUAGAGCAAUAGAAGGAGAGAGCAGACACACUGACUGGUCUAAAUACCCUGAGCUGGCUGCACAGCUGAUGAUAUCAGGACACCCGAUGGAGCUGAUGGAUGGUGAUGCAGGUCACGUGCCUUUAACAUGGAUCUCCAGUCUUUUAGAGGAAGUCAUCAAGAAACUGGGGGACCAGAGAGUUUUUGUGUUGUCAGUUUUGGGUGUACAAAGCAGUGGAAAAUCAACAAUGCUGAACACCAUGUUUGGGUUGCAGUUUGCAGUGAGUGCAGGCAGGUGCACCAAAGGUGCUUUCAUGCAGCUGCUCAAAGUAUCAGAGGAGAUGAAGAAAGACUUGAAGUUUGACUACCUUCUAGUGGUGGACACUGAAGGACUGCGUGCUCUUGAGCUGGAAGGUAACACGACUCAUCACCAUGACAACGAACUGGCAACAUUUGUUGUUGGCCUGGGAAACCUGACGCUGAUCAACAUCUUUGGAGAGAAUCCAUCUGAGAUGCAGGACAUCCUGCAGAUUGUUGUUCAGGCUUUCAUGAGGAUGAAGAAAGUUAACCUUUCUCCUAGUUGUGUUUUUGUUCAUCAGAAUGUUACAGAUGUUGCAGCAGCAGAGAAAAACAUGGAUGGAAAGAGACGCCUGCAAGAAAAACUGGACCAGAUGACCAAACUAGCAGCUGAAGAGGAGGAUUGCAAUGCUGACUGCUUCAGUGAUGUCAUUAAGUUUGAUGUCCGAAAAGAUGUGAAAUACUGUGCCCAGCUAUGGGAGGGCAGUCCACCCAUGGCUCCUCCUAAUCCAGGUUACAGUGAGAGCAUCCAAGAAGUGAAGAACGUCAUCCUCUCUAAAGCUUCACAGUCUGAUGGGAUCACUCUCACACAAUUCAAAUACAAAAUCCAGGACCUGUGGAGUGCCCUCCUCAAUGAAAACUUUGUUUUCAGUUUUAAAAAUACACUUGAAAUUGCAGCAUACAGAAAAUUGGAGAUCCAAUAUGGAAACUGGACCUGGGACCUCAGGAGCAACAUGUUGACUGCUGAAAAUCAGCUUUAUAACAGAAUAGAAAAUGGAAAUCUUGACAUGGUGAAAGUGAGUGACCUUACAAAAAAAACAAGCAAGACAUAUGAAGAAAUAAAAACAGCAAUGAAAAAGUAUUUUGACGAAAACAGAGAAAAAGAAUUUUUGGCUCAGUGGAGAGGCCGAUUUGAAACCAAACUCAAAGAGGUUCACGAUGAACAGGUGAGCACAGUGAAAAGAAAACUGGAUGAAGUCAUUCAACAAAAGGAGGCUCGUAAAAAGCUGGAUGAUAAGAAAAAAGAGUUUGAGGACAAGCUGCUACAGAAGAGCAAAGAGCUCGCUCAGCAGCUGAAGGAUAAGGCCAAAGAUGAAGAAGAACUUCAAAAACAGUUCAGCUCUGUUUGGAGUGACCUGGUCACUGAAAUAACAGCAGAUAUAAAACCUGUUGAAGACAUCGACCUGGAAGAGGAUCAGUUUAAAAUCCUCCAAGAACUUGGUUUUGAACCUAUUCUCAUAAAUGAAUCCAAAACAAGUGGCAGUUACAAGAAAAUAUCCAGUGUUGGUGAUUAUUCAGAUUAUGUCAUCCUUCAAAAAAAAAAGGAUCUUUAUGAGGCAGGUGAAAGUGAACCAACUCAAGAUGUUGUGAAGGAUGACAGUCACGCAAGUAAACUCGGCGCAUAUGUUAAAAAUCCUGUCUCAAAUUUUUGGAAGUAUACCAAAAUAUUUUUUAGAUAUAAUUCAAACACAACACAAAAACAACAUAAAUCACACUGUGCUUUAUCUUGUCAUGAACAGCAACAGAUCAGAUUGCUCAUUGACAAAGCUGAAAAACUGUCCCUUGAUUCAAUCAGAGCCAAACCUGUGGCUACAAGAGGCUACACAUCAGCUUACUUGCAAGAAGUGGCAAAAAUUGUAAAAGAAAAAGUGGAGAAAUUUCAGUCAGAAAGUAAAUGUACUUUGAAGAAGGACUUUAAAGUUGAUCUCUUACUGUAUGUUUUCUACAAAGCAGAGAUUUUGCUUCUAGACUCCCAGGAGGAAUUCAAAAUGAAGCAUGAUCCACUUACUUAUUUAGAAAGCAAGAAAACACAGUAUUACAAUGUUUUUAGAAGCUUUUGCAAAGGAAACUUAUCUGCUGUUGUGCUCGCAGAACUGAUCUGUGAAAAGUUGAAAGCUUCCAUUGUUGAGGCUGUCUGUAACAAGACUGCCAUUGGUCUGGCUGGAGAGAUGAGGUGUAGUUUCCCAGCAUUCAAUGGGAACAGGCUGAACUUGGAGAAACAUGUGCUGAAGUCACUCGCUGAGAAUGAAAACUUUGAUGAUUUCAUCACCUACAUCAGAAAUCCAAGAAGCCAAACAGAAGCUUUUAUAAAAGCAGAAGUAAAGAAAUACAUCUUCAGAGAUCACAAAGAUGAAACUGUGAAUAUACUCAAGAAAAAUGUUGAUGACAUUAACAUGCUGAUGAGUCAAGCUUUAUCUACAGCAACACAGAAAGUCCAAACUCAGAGAGGAGACAUAAAUAUGUGGCUGAAGGAAUUUUCUAGUUUGCUAAAAGAAGAGUUAACUCUUGAUACGUUUUCUUCUCAAAACUUCAGUGACAUUAAUAAUUUUGAUUUCUUAAUGGAAGCAUUAAAGAAAGAAUUUACACCCAUAAGUGAUGAGAUAAGGAGUCUCUCAUUGAAUAAACUGAAGGAAUCCAGGCUGAAGCCUGAUGAAAUCCUCAUUGAUCAGCUGUGUAAUUGUUGCUGGGUAAAAUGUCCAUUCUGUGCAGCUGUUUGUACUAACACCAUUGAAGGUCACAGUGGUGCUGACCAUAGUGUCCCUUUUCAUCGGCCUUCUGGAAUCAAAGGAUGGCACUAUAGAGGCACAGUGGAAUUCAGCAUUGAUUUCUGCACAACAAACGUUGCAAGUGAUGGCAGUUUUUAUCCUUGUCAUGAUUCAGAGGAAACUGUUCCCUAUAAAAGGUACAGAACUGCUGGUCCAGAGUAUGCUGACUGGAGAAUUACUCCUGAUGAGUCUAAACUGGUGUACUGGAAAUGGUUUGUGUGUCGAUUUCAAAAGAAACUGGAAGAGCACUACAAUUUCAAAUUCCAGGGUAGAGGAGAGAUUCCCAGUGAGUGGAAAACAAUCUCUAAAUGCAAAGCCAUUAGAAGUCUGGAUGAAAUGUGCAAAUGAGUCAAAGAAACAGCAUUCUUCGGUUUAUAUGUCUUACAUAAUGACGGAAAGAAAGAUUUAGUGAUUCAGGUAAAAUAGCAGAUUUUUUUUUUAGAAAUGACAGGAUUAUUACAACAUAGUUAUACAUAAUUCUAACAAAGAGACUCACAGCAUGUGAGAUUAGACUCUUACUAUGUAAUAAUGAUUGAACAUUUAAAAGUAACUCUUAUUGAAAUGUAGCUUUUGUAAUAAAACCUUUUUGUGUGUAUUUUGCACUUACAUUGAACAAAUACAUUCAGUUUACUUUAUCCUUCUUUUGCUGAAAGUUGUUGCAGAUAAAGUUAAAUUAGAAUUAUUUAAUCAAUUGUGUCCAGUAAUAUAAUCUGAAUCAUCUGAAUUUGUCUCAUGUGUUAAUAUUCUGUAUAUUUUGUAAUUUUAUUUUAUUGUCUUCUGUUGAACAACUUCCAGUUUUUCACCUUUGUAUAUUAAUCAACUUUUCUAAUUACAGUUUAGAGGAAAGGAGAGAGAUGAAACAUGAAUAUCCACUGACAGAUUAAGGGCUCAUGAGAUUUGUUUACUUGGUUAUAAUAAAUUUAGAAAAAUUUAGACUUUUUGUUUUCAACAUUGUCUAACUUUUGUUUUUAUGAUAUCUUUUUAGACCAUUUAGUGACAAAAUAAAAAAAAUAUUUGAGAUGAAGAUUGCUGUUAUCAGUGUGCAAAUGUAUUUUUACAAAAUAAAUAUAAUUUCAUUGCAACGAAUGGUUGUUGAGUUAAAUGGUUUGAGUUGAGCCUUCCUAUCAGCUUGAAGCAGUCUGCCUGUUCUCCUCUGAACUUUGACAUCAGGAAUUAUCACUGUUGAGAUUUAAAUAUAUAUAUUUUAAGGCUUAUUUUCUUAUUAUAUUGUUUUAUGUACUUUAAUAAUGAAGGUUUGUACAGCAAGGCCACUUUUGACUCAUAAACUAAGUGCUCAGCCAGACUGAAAAACAGGAAGUUAGUGUAGAGCUAUACAAGUAUAUUAAUAAAUACAGGAAGCCAGACAGAAAAGAGGAACUUGUACCAUAUAAGGAGUGUUUGUAUCAAAACUGUGUGACGUGUAAAGUACCAAAAUAACACCUAUAUGUGAGACGUUU
Messenger RNA from Haplochromis burtoni (Burton's mouthbrooder), 7147 nucleotides. RefSeq names its product interferon-induced very large GTPase 1. The record is from RefSeq and is a predicted model, not a curated record. Bases 261 to 6038 code for a protein of 1925 amino acids. Gene Ontology annotation, molecular function: GTP binding. Lineage: Eukaryota; Metazoa; Chordata; Actinopteri; Cichliformes; Cichlidae. The transcript is spliced from 7 exons.